AUGAUUGCUCACCGCUUGGCGCGAUGGAGAAGAAGUUAUACGACGUGGGCGAAAAAGGAAAAAAACGGUCCUGUGCACAAAGUGACGCAUUUUCAGAGCAGUGGCCAAUGCUGACGUGGUGGUUUGUGGCGGCGGAAUCUCUGGAACUUCGAUCGCCUACCAUCUGGCCAAAAAGGGAAAACGAGUUGCGCUCGUGGAGAAAGAUUCGUUAGUAAAUAUUCUCCGCCGACUUCAGAGCUUGACAUUGAAUCUUUUCAGAAUCGGUUGCUCCGGAGCCACUGGCCUCUCGGCUGGACUCGUUUCCUCGCCGAUUUUCUGGCAAGACACGAGCCUUCAGACGAUUGCUCAGGAAUCUCUCGAGCUCUAUUCGUAUCUGGCAAGGACGUGCAAAUUUCGUUAGUUUCUCGACAGAAUCUGUAAUUUUCACACAUUUCAAAAAGGUCUAGGCUUCGUAAAGUGUGGCCGGACGUAUCUCGCCUCAACGAUGGCCAACGAGAUCCUUCUGCGGAGGAUGUAUUCGCGUGGAAUUGUGCAUAACGACAAAGUCGAACUGCUCGAUUGUCAGAGUGAAAUGCUCGCGAGAUGGCCGUUCCUGCAGACCGAAGACGUCCAACUGGCGCUCUUCUCGCCGGAAGACGUGGCUCUGGAUCCGGUGGCCCUCUGCCAACACCUCGCCUUGAUUGCCAAGGACUACGGUAGGUACAGUACCCCUCAAAGCUUUUUCUGAUGCCUCUCAGGUGCACUUGUCUACGAGAGCAAUCCGGUGCUCGAAGUGCACAUCGGAGAUGAGAAACAGGUGUAUGGAGUGUCCACGAAAAUGGGAUUCAUCGAAACGAGUCAUUUUGUGGAUGCGGCCGGAAUUGUAGGUGUUCCCGAACUUUCAAUUCGAAUCCUUUAGUUUCCAGUGGGCAGGCAGUCAUCUCGUGAAAGCUCUGCCUCAUCAGCACGUUCAAACGGCCGCAUAUCCGUGCACGUACUCGUACAUACACACUUCGAAACUUCCGACCGGAUCUGUUAGUGAUAUGACGCCCAGUGAGUUCCCCUUCCGAAUCUGGCGUCUGACGCUUUUGAUCUUUCAGUUUUCAACGACCUUGACGGAAACGUGAUGCUCCGAACCACCUCGUUCAAAACCCUUUGUGCCGGAUUCGCCGAGGAAAGUGUGCGUCCGCUGGCCAGACAGACUGGAACGGCGACUCCCUGGCAACACCCGGAACCCGAUUGGAAUACGUUCGGUUAGUCUGACAACUUCAUCUGGAACUUUGACAUUUUCCUUUUUUCAGAUCCGAACCUCGAAAAGCUGAUCUCCCGAUGCCCUAUGCUCGGAGACUGCAACCACGGCGAUUUGAUCGUCGGAAUGGAGGCCUACACUCCGGACAAACUGCCGACAAUCGGAGAGAGCAGUCAGGCAAAGGGGUACUGGGUGAUGUGCGGAAUGAACGGACAGGGUCUCUCUCUGGCCGGAGGACUUGGAAAAGUGCUCAGCGAGCUGAUGUGCGAGUCGCAAAGCACGACGGCGGACGUGGCGAGAGUCGAUGUGGGACGGUUCAUAGACUUGCACGCGAACAGCCAAUAUCUGGUAGGAAGGACUCCGGAAGUGGCGGCACUCACCUACGCGAAUCUUUAUCAUUCGCAUCAGUGUCACACUGCGCGAAACCUCAGAAUGGCUCCGAUCUACCAUCAAUUGAGAGACGCCGGCGCCGUUUUCGGUGAAAUAAUGGGUUACGAGAGGCCGCUGUGGUUCGAGAAGUCGCCAAAAACGGAACGGAACGCACUGAACAGCGGGCAGGACUCGUUGAUCGGAAAGCCGGAAUGGUUCGAAAGGGUGGCCAGCGAGUACGAAGCGUGCAGAGAAAGGGUCGGACUCAUGGACAUGAGCAGCUUCAGCAAGUACGAUAUUACGGUAGGGAAGAGCAGGGAAGGAGCUCGGAAAGAUGGGACGUUUUCAGGGAGAAGAUGCGGUCGAGUAUCUGCAAUUCUUGUGCUCGGCAAACGUCGACGAACCGAUCGGAACGACGGUCUACACGGGAAUGCAACAUCAGAAGGGAGGCUACGUGACGGACUGCACGCUCAGUCGGCUCGGCGAGAAGAAGUUCUUCAUGGUCGCUCCGACUAUCCAGCAGGAGCGAGUCCUCGUGUGGAUGAAAAAGUGGCAGGCGAUUCUGAAGGCGAGAGUGCACGUGCAAGACGUGACCGGCGCCUACACGGCACUCGACCUGAUCGGUCCUUCCUCGCGAUACCUGAUGGGCGACAUCACGGGACUCUCGAUGUCGAGCACUGAUUUUCCGACUUUCCGAUGCCAGGAGAUCAACAUUGGCAUGGCGACGGGAAUCCGGGCGAUCAGUGUGACGCAUUGCGGAGAACUCGGAUGGGUCAUCUACAUUCCCAACGAGGUUUUCAUCGUCUUCCCCCCCAAAGUUGCCAAUAUAAAAUCAUUCAGGUCGCUCAAAAUGUGUACGAAAAGAUUGUGGAAGCGGGCAAAGAGUACAGUCUGCAGCACGCCGGCUACUACACCCUUCGACAGUUGCGGAUAGAGAAAUUCUACGUUUACUGGGGGCAGGACAUCAACGCGACGGUGACGCCGGUCGAGUGCGGAAGACUGUUCCGCGUUGAUUUCAAGGUUCCUCUCAGCUCCCGCUCAUCUACGUCGAAAGACAGUCUUUCAGAAGGAUUUUGUGGGAAAGAAGGCGCUGGAGGAGCAAGUGGAACGAGGCGUUUCGAAGCGAUUCGUGCAGCUUCUCGUCGACGGACACGACAAGGAAACGGAUCCGUGGCCGCAGGGCGGCGAGACGAUUCUGAAAGACGGACGGCCCGUCGGGCUGACCACUUCGGCCGCCUAUGGAUUUACAUUAGGCUGCCAGGUAAAGCGAAAUAAUUUUUCUAUUUUGUUUGCCGAUCCCAAACCAUUGGGUAAUCCCGCGAGAGCACAAUUAUUAUCCAACUCGCACCGUCAUCGGCCCCAGCCUUCCCACAAAUGACUGUCCGUCUAUUUGUUCAAAUGCCACGUUGCAUCUCGUUUGACCCCGCCACGUCAUCUCUUUCCGCCUCCGGGAAGGUCGCCGACUCUACAGAGCUCGGACCUCAUUAGCACCGUUCGUUGCACAUUGUCCUCUCGGACAGCUGGUAUCCAUCCGUCAACAGUCUUGACAAGAUGAGAGUGAGAGCGGCAAUAGAAUAGACAAAAAAGUGAAUGAGAGACAAGAAACACAUGGAAAUGAUCGCUGAGGGGAAUGGAAUAAUUGAACGGAAAAGUCAUGAUUUCAGGUGUGCAUCGGCUACGUAGAAAACAAGGAAUUCGGAGUGUCGCCUGAAUUCGUCAGUUCUGGACUCUUCGAAAUCAACAUUGCCGGAAAACGGUUCUCGUGCCGUGUGAACGUCCAUUCGCCGACGCUUCCGAUGAUAUCCAGCGAGCACCCACUCCACUACCGUCCGACCCAGUAG
This is a messenger RNA of Caenorhabditis sp. 36 PRJEB53466, 3438 nucleotides long. The record is from the annotation of a GenBank genome assembly. NCBI's taxonomy places the organism in Eukaryota, Metazoa, Nematoda, Chromadorea, Rhabditida, Rhabditidae.